Molecule: messenger RNA, 396 nt
Organism: Didymosphaeria variabile
Lineage: Eukaryota; Fungi; Ascomycota; Dothideomycetes; Pleosporales; Didymosphaeriaceae
Exons: 4
Coding region: 1-396 (131 amino acids)
Cellular component (GO): endomembrane system; membrane
Source: RefSeq, a predicted model, not a curated record
AUGUCCGACGCAUCAGCCCCGCAGAAGAAGGAGAGAUUUGCUCCUAAGCAGCCUGUGAAUCUCGCGACUCCCAAAGAUGAUGUCAUCACUCGCGACUACCUCACGAAAUGCGAUGGCACAAAUGAAGGGUUCCCCACACUAGUAGCCAUCAAGGGUGAUGUCUUUGAUGUUAGUGGCAAAGAUACGUACGCGCCUGGCAAGAACUACCAUGUCUUUACCGGAAAGGAGCCGAAUCGCGCGCUGGGACUGUCUUCUCUGGAAUUGAAGGAUUGCAUUUCAGAUUACUCUGACCUUACCGAGGACAAGUUGAAAGUCUUGAACGACUGGCACACGUUCUUCUCGAAGAGGUAUAACAUCGUUGGGCGGCUCCAACCUGAGAACAGUGCGAGCCUAUGA